AUGAAGUUGGCCUAUCUCCUCUCCGCCUUUUUGGCUACUUUAGCGGCUGCCAGCCCCAUCGCCACCAUCUCCGACCCGGCUGAGAACACGGAGCUGGCCACCCGUACUGAUAAUGCGCUAUCAAAGCUCAGCACCACGAUCAGGAAGAACUUCGAGGCUAGGUUGUACCACGUGGCCAAGGACACUUCUGGCAAGUCUGUACUCAAAGGUGCACACUCGGGAAAAGAAGGACAGCGACCACAAGCCCCCCUCCGCUUCGGUGGCGUUACCAACAAAAGGAAGCAUGAUGCCAUUGCGGGAAAUGCGCGGGAAUGGUCGAUAUGGGGUUUAGCUGUAUAA
Molecule: messenger RNA, 339 nt
Organism: Daldinia caldariorum
Lineage: Eukaryota; Fungi; Ascomycota; Sordariomycetes; Xylariales; Hypoxylaceae
Exons: 2
Coding region: 1-339 (112 amino acids)
Source: RefSeq, a predicted model, not a curated record